AUGUUCCAGGCAAAUUGGACAUUUAUAACAAUUUCUAUCUUCCUGGGACUUUCCCACUACCCCAAAUUUGAGGUCAUUGUAUUUAUGCUGUGUCUGCUAAUGUACCUGUUUGCCUUGCUGGGCAACAUAAUUCUGAUCUCCGUCACCACCCCGGAUUUCCACCUGCACACCCCUACGUACUUCUUCCUCAGCAACCUCUCCUUUCUGGACAUCUGGUAUACCUCUUCCGUUCUCACUGCAGCAGUAGGAAAUUCUGGGAGAAACAGCAUCUCAUUCUCAGGAUGUGCUUCUCAGAUGUACUUCUCUCUUGCCAUGCGCUCCACUGAGUGUGUGCUCCUCUCUAUGAUGGCCAACAAUCUGUAUGUGGCCAUCUUCUACCCCCUGAGAAACCCUAUCAUUAUGAACAGGAGUGUCUGUGUGCAGAUUGCUGUUGGCCCCUGGGUGACAGGAUACCUCACAGCCCUGGUGGAGACAGUGGCUGUACUGCAGCUGUCUUUCUGUGGAAACAGCAUCAUCAAUCAUUUCAUGUGUGAAAUUCUGUUGAUCUUGAAACUAGUAGCCACUUCCACGGCAGUGAUCAGUGUGUUUCUUCUGCCCAUGCCGAUGCUACUCAUUUAUAUCUCCUAUGCCUUUAUUCUCUCCAGCAUCCAGAGAGUCUGCUCAGUAGAUGGCAUUAAAGCCUUUUCGACAUGUACAGCCCACCUGACCAUUGUGGUUCUAUUCUGUGGGACAGCUCUCUCCAUGUACCUGAAGCCCUCAGAAGUGAAUCCACAGGAAACAGAUAAAUUUAUGGUUUUGGUAUAUGCUGCAUUCGCCUCCACGUUGAAUCCUAUUAUCUAUAGUUUAUAGAACAAAGAGGUAAAACUGGCUGUGAAAAAUGUGCUGAUUAAAAAAUCCUUUUAG
Fukomys damarensis (Damara mole-rat) is the source of this 903-nucleotide messenger RNA. RefSeq names its product olfactory receptor 13F1. The record is from RefSeq and is a predicted model, not a curated record. NCBI's taxonomy places the organism in Eukaryota, Metazoa, Chordata, Mammalia, Rodentia, Bathyergidae. Gene Ontology annotation, cellular component: membrane. Gene Ontology annotation, biological process: G protein-coupled receptor signaling pathway. Gene Ontology annotation, molecular function: olfactory receptor activity; G protein-coupled receptor activity.